AUGGGGACAUUCCCUCCAUUGGAAGGGGAUGGUCCCAACAAUUUGCGGAAGGAGCCACAGUGGCUAAAAUUCAACGACGACUCCGUGUCCACCGUUGACAUCCAAAAGGAGCUUCCGGAGAUCUCGAAGCAGUGCUACGUCCUCUUCUACAGGAAGCGCGCCUUUUCGUCCUCGAACAUGAUCAAUUAUUUGUCGUUGUGA
Molecule: messenger RNA, 201 nt
Organism: Effrenium voratum
Lineage: Eukaryota; Dinophyceae; Suessiales; Symbiodiniaceae
Source: the annotation of a GenBank genome assembly